AUUUUGUAUGACUAUAAGGCGUUACCGUACUAAAGUGAACAACACACGUAAACAAGUGUGAUAGAGAUUUCGAGAAGAAAGCAGUUUUAAUUGACACAUAACAGAAAUGUCAGACGCACAAGAAGAAAGUGAUUUGUUAGCAGGACACCCCCCUGCAGUUAAGGCUGGAGGAAUGCGAAUUGUACAACACAAGCAGCCAGAUAAAAGUGAUUCUCAUCAAUCAAGGGAGGAAAAGCAGGAGCAAGCUGAAGAGUUUGGGACUGUUGAUGUAAGUGCUGAUAAACACCACCAAUCUAUUCUUCUGUCUGGAGCAGUAACCAAGGGAGACAAGGACUUCCCUCCUGAGGCUGUGAAGAGUUAUCAUCAGAAACCGUUACCAACUCAUGAGAAUCGACCAGUACAGAAGCCUAAUAUAAUCCAACAGCCCCGCUGAAGUUAGCGUGUCUAAUGACCUCAUUACAAGCGGGCUGGCAGAUAGGACAGGACCUCCAAAAAAAAUGUUAGAAAAGGAAUAGCAUUGUAUUUUUCUUUUUUUCACAAAAUUUAAAAAGUUUUUUUUUUGUAAAUUAAUGAUUACAAGUUAAAAAAAAUUCUACGCAUUAUUAACGCUUUUUGUAAAUGCAUUUAGUAUAAACGUUUGUGACUUUUUUUAAAUGCCACAGAAGAUAUCUGUACUUUGAAAUAAUGUUGUGACUGAUGCUGGUAGACAAUACAGUUAAAGAAGGUGAAGGGUUUCAUGUCUGUUCAUUUGUACGUCUCUGGUUUUUGAUUAGAAUCUUGAUUAAAAAUGUGGUCCUGCAUUUAUUAAAAAAGAUAACAUAUUUAAGGGAGUGAUAACAUACAAUUUGGUACAGUUGUGCAAAUUUGAUUUACAAUUAAUAGGAGACUAUAAUUUCUACAGAUAUUAAAUCAAAUUCCUAUAUUGGUUGUUUUUGGUGCAUGAUUAUAUCUUAUUUUUUAAAUUGUAUAUUAUGUCUAUAUAUCUGUGCCAUACAUAGAAUUUAGUAACUUUUGAGAAAAGAAAGUCUGCUUACAAUUCAGUUUUUGCUAGCUUUGAAAAAAAUGCGAUUUUAAGAGUAUAAUAUGUAAUUACCUGUGAAAUUAUAUUUUCAGUAAUUUGUAAUUAUUGGGGAGAGGAAUGCUUAAUGAAAAUCAGGGAUUGUAAAAAUCAUGUUUUUACCUAUUCAUGUGCACAUUAAUAUUCAUUGAAAAAU
Messenger RNA from Saccostrea cuccullata (small rock oyster), 1214 nucleotides. Its product is annotated as death-associated protein 1-like. Bases 107 to 433 code for a protein of 108 amino acids. The transcript is spliced from 4 exons. The record is from RefSeq and is a predicted model, not a curated record. Gene Ontology annotation, molecular function: death domain binding. Gene Ontology annotation, biological process: cellular response to amino acid starvation; negative regulation of autophagy; apoptotic signaling pathway. NCBI's taxonomy places the organism in Eukaryota, Metazoa, Mollusca, Bivalvia, Ostreida, Ostreidae.